UAUGGCGCGAGUGAGAGCUUGGGGUACACCGCGGACUUCCGCCUCAACCCGAUGUGCUUGCGGGAUAAGGAUCUCUGGCUUAUGCGGUGCCCACUGAUAUGCAACUGGGCGGUUGAGUUUCAUUUGCCGCAUCGCGUGUAUCGUAGUUUGGUAUUUUCCAGCCUCACCCGCCGGAUUGGAUGGACACUGAUAAAGCACUUCAUAGGUUGGAUAGGAGAAGGCAAUGGAAGAUAAAGGACUGGGCCAAGCAUCAUUCUGCGUAUGUUACCCGCUUCCAGCUUUGUGUGGAGCAAGCUCGUAGCACUGCACGCGCCCCGCUUCGUGAGCACAACUCACUUGCUUUUGAUAACUACGUACGAUGGUUUAUUGGAACUACUCGAGUUGAGAUAUGCCCGCCGGCAUAUAAUGAGGAUAUUCUUGAAGAACCCGUAAACUUUGAGGAUCUAGCAAAGGGGAAGUACAACAGAGAUGUCAGGCUAGGGCAAGGAGUCCCUACUGUUCCGGUGAUUAACUAUGUGGUAAAGUGUUCCCCUCUUUACUUCUCCCACCACCAAGGGAUCUCACCUUCCCCCUCCGUGUCCUCCACCCCCUUCAUUGUUUCCAUACCGAUGAAAAUGGCAAUAUAA
Molecule: messenger RNA, 626 nt
Organism: Triticum aestivum (bread wheat)
Lineage: Eukaryota; Viridiplantae; Streptophyta; Magnoliopsida; Poales; Poaceae
Exons: 2
Coding region: 180-626 (148 amino acids)
Source: RefSeq, a predicted model, not a curated record